Coccomyxa subellipsoidea C-169 is the source of this 1902-nucleotide messenger RNA. RefSeq lists its product as hypothetical. Lineage: Eukaryota; Viridiplantae; Chlorophyta; Trebouxiophyceae; Coccomyxaceae. The transcript is spliced from 10 exons. The coding region runs from base 1 to 1902 and encodes 633 amino acids. Gene Ontology annotation, cellular component: transcription factor TFIIIC complex. Gene Ontology annotation, biological process: transcription initiation at RNA polymerase III promoter. The record is from RefSeq and is a predicted model, not a curated record.
AUGACGUCAGUAACGCAGUCAAUUCCCGAAAAAAACGCCCUACUAGUGGAGUAUCCUGGCUACGUGAAAGACUCAGAUGCAGCCAUCCAGACUUUGGGAGGUCUCGAGGCGAUCUCAGCCACAGCAGAUGGGUCUUCCCCAGUCAUGUCGCUGCAUUUGCGCCCUGGAGAUCCGCUCUCACAUCCCCUUUCGGGAUACAAACAGAGCACGCGUGGGUUGCUGUUGCGCAUCUCUCGCAAUGCAGGUGCAGCCACCGACAGCGAGGAGGAGUUAAAAGCAGAGGUGAUGGCGCAUGUGAAAUUUGCCGUGCGUUUCCCAGGCUUGGCAGAUUUCCAGUACGUCUCAUGUGAUCCCCGACCCCUGCACGAGCAGGUUGCACAGCAGGAGGGCCCUCCAGGGCUGGAGACAGAGCCCAUGCUGUUCCCUCCACCCCUGUUCACCAAACAGGACCUGCCCAUGGAUUAUGCCUUCAGGAGCUAUUACGGGGCUGACCCAGACUACAUGAAGACAGGCGUCAGCAGCCUUGGGAGGGGCAUCGGAAGGCUGGCGGCCCACGUCAUAAACUUCCAGGCCGUCAAUGUGCUGGCCCCUCUAUCUGACCCUGGUGCAGAGGGGGCCGGCCUGUACAAGGACCGCAAGCUGGUCCUGAAGGACUUCUCUGAGCUGAUGGCCGAGCGCCCGAUUUGGAGCAGCGCUGCUCUCAAGGAGCGUGUGGAGUCCAGCUUCACAGAUGUGGAAUUUGACAUCAUGCUGCCACGCAUUGCCUACAUGUUCAGGAACGGGCCUUGGAGAGGUUUGUGGGUCAGGCGUGGGUAUGACCCUCGGAGUGACCCCACCAGCCACAAGUACCAGGCAGUGGACUACAGGGGUGUGGAGAGGAGUGCUGCAGAGGCGUCUGGAAGUUCGGGUCCAUCUUACAAGGAUGUCACCUCUUUUGCAGCCAUCCCAGUUGGCGAAUGCAUCCUGCAGCUGUGCAAUCUGGCGGAUGACUACAUACAGAGUGUGAUUGACAAGCCAGCCCAACUUGAAACCUGCAGCCUCAAAUCAGGCUGGUUCUCUUUGGAAGUGUGGCAUGAGCUGCGGGAGAGAGUGGAAUCUCGCUUUGCUGCUCUUUGCCAGGCAGCUACUCCCAGCAGGGGCUCAGCCGAGGCCAUUGGGGCUACACAACCUGCAGCAGCCGGCCAGCCAGGAGCGGGCACCAACCAACAGGAUAGUGCCGGGGCUUCCAGCGCAGCCACAGAGCAGCCGCAGCCCAAUCCAGACGCCCCUCAGCAGGACGCCAGCAUGUCAGAAAGAGGAGGGAAGCCUGACGUCCCGCCUGUGCACUUCCCGAGGGAGUCUACCCAGAGAGCGGGCAAUGCAGGGGCUGGCUUGGCGGCGGCUGCCGAGCCGCCGCAGCCGGCCGGCGCUGAUGUCAGCGCUGCGGGUGACUUCAGCAUGGCGGACGAUGUCAGCGGCGUGGCCGAGGGCGCGGGGCCCCCGGGUGCGGCGCAUGACAUUCUGCCGGCGGUAUACCUGCAGUCUGUGCUCGACAGCUGGCAGGCCGAGGGGCCGCCGCCGGUCGCGCCGAGCGCCGCGGAGCUGCUGGCGGCUUCCGGAGGUGACGCAGGGGAUUUUGAGAUCUACGAGGGUUCUGAUGAGGAAGGGGAGGAAGCUGAUGCAGCGGAUGAUGACGCUGGUCUCACCGAGGAAGCCCAGACAAACGAUGAGGCGGAAGACAGCGAUGAGUCAGCUGAUGAUCGAGGCCAGGCAGCAGCUGGAGGGGAUGAUGCAGAGGGUGCUUUGGGAAAAGGGGAGACUGAGGGCGAAGAAGAAGAGUCUGAAGAGUCAGAGGAGGAGGAAUCGGAGAUGGAAGAUGAAGACAUGGAGGAAGCAUACAAUGAGGAUGAUGACGUUGGUUGA